Molecule: messenger RNA, 1816 nt
Organism: Neurospora tetrasperma FGSC 2508
Lineage: Eukaryota; Fungi; Ascomycota; Sordariomycetes; Sordariales; Sordariaceae
Exons: 3
Coding region: 1-1314 (437 amino acids)
Molecular function (GO): RNA binding
Source: RefSeq, a predicted model, not a curated record
AUGACUGCUACCACCACGAGGUUCCCAGUUCGACCCGGACCGGGAACAGUCACAUGGGAAUUUUCCAACUCCCUGAUCCAGAGUAUGGUCAUAUUCCCCAAAGAGAUGACACCGGCUACCGCUGUCGUCAGAGGAGCAUUCUGGCAACUCGUUCGAUUAUUGCCCUCGCUAUACGACCGAAAACCAAUCAACAUGGGCAAGUCUACCAAGGACUCCAAGAAGCGCUCGCGCACCGCCGAGGAGGAUGUCAACUCCAUCGCUGUUGUUAAGAAGAGCAAGCUCGACGAGUCUGGUAACGCCGAGGUCACCAAGGUCGAGACUGAGGCUCCCAAGGUGAAGAAGGAGAAGAAGGAAAAGAAGGAGAAGAAGUCCAAGACCGAGACCGCCGAGGAGCCCAAGGAGGAGAAGAAGGAAAAGAAGGACAAGAAGAAGGACAAGAAGGAGAAGAAGGACAAGGCCGCUGCCACCGAGGAAUCCAAGACCGAGGAGAAGACCGAGGAGUCCACCGACAAGAAGGGCAAGAAGAAGGACAAGAAGAAGAACAAGGACAAGACCGAGGAGAAGAAGACUGAGGAUGGUGGAGAGGAGGCCACCAACGAGGAGGAACAGUCGCAAGCCAACGGCGCCAAGGGAGCCCGCUUCAUCAUCUUCGUCGGCAACAUGCCCUACUCGAUCACCGCCGACAACAUCAAGGAGCACUUCGCGUCGGUGCACCCCAUCUCCGUCCGCCUGCUCACCCACCGCGACAACCCGACCAAGUCCAAGGGCACCGCCUUUGUCGAGUUCGGCCGCUUCGACCACAUGAAGACGGCGCUUGAGAAGUUCCACCACAGCGAGAUGUUGGACGACAAGGGCGUACCGAGGAAGAUUAACGUUGAGUUGAGCGCCGGCGGAGGAGGCAAGACUGCCCACCGCCAAGACAAGAUCAAGGAGAAGAACCGCAAGCUCAACGAGGAGCGUCUGAACCGCCAGCAGAACCAGGAGAAGGCGAAGCAGGAGAAGGCCGCUGCCAAGGCCAAUGGCGGCGACGGUGACGCUGCUGCUGCUGAUGGUGCUGCUGCUCCUGCGCCGGAGAGAAACGACGAGGAUGCUAUCCACCCUUCGAGGAGAGCGCGUGUCGCGUACGACGGUAACCCUGGCGGUGGUGAUUUUGAUGAGGAGGAUUCGUACGGUGGUGGCGGCGGUGGUGGUGGUUUUGGUGGUCGCGGUCGUGGACGUGGUGGUGGACGUGGCCGUGGCAGUGGCCGUGGUGGUGGUGGACGUGGUCGCGGUGGUGGUCGCGGUGGUGGUCGUGGUAGCUACAAGAAGUGGUAGUAGGACUCGCUGCUGCGACGGUUUGAGGACCUAUGGAGCGGUUGAUGGCUUGGGGAUGGGAAAACCCAGGCUCGACUGGUUUGAUCCGGGUUUUGAGAGUCGCAUUGGUUAUGGCUUCCUGAAAUACGUUUUGGACAAGCUAUUGCUAUGCUUUGUCUGAGCAUUGAAAGCGCCUCUGGAUGGGAAUUUUGCCUAGACCUCAGUUUGUUUCUUGUUUUUGGUUCCCUUGCGGGGUGUCUGUUGUUUCUUUUUUCUUUGUUCGUGUCUUUAUCAGCGUGUUGUUGUCAACGUUUUGUUUAUACUAUUAUUACUUUGCAUCGACGAUCGGGUUAAAGUUUCAUCCAAGGAAAUGUGUGGAAGGGAAAGAAGAAAUGGAUACAUAUCGACUUCAAGUUCAGUCAAAAAGGAGUCCGAGAGCAAGGAACUUUUAUGAUACCCCAAAAUAUGUAUUUUUCAUCUAGCCUUUUCGUACGAUAGAUGGAUGAAUAAAGACGAAUCAACU